Molecule: messenger RNA, 4588 nt
Organism: Manihot esculenta (cassava)
Lineage: Eukaryota; Viridiplantae; Streptophyta; Magnoliopsida; Malpighiales; Euphorbiaceae
Product: protein LONGIFOLIA 1
Exons: 5
Coding region: 1149-4433 (1094 amino acids)
Biological process (GO): regulation of monopolar cell growth
Source: RefSeq, a predicted model, not a curated record
GUCCAUGCAGCCAGAUCCAGACCCACCCACAUACUCAUCCCACAUGGAUGUAUGAGAUAGAGCCUAGAUGACAUCUGCCCCACAUUUCCUCUCACUCUCUGCUGUGUCUUAGAAAAAAAAUUGUAUGCCAGCUCUUUGUUCUUUCAUCAGAUUUGUUUAUACGUGUUCAUAAUAUGACAAACCUUCCUAUCCCUUCUGGCUGUCUGCCCAUUUGUUAUCUGAAGAAAUACCAGAACCAUUUUCCAUGAAAACAUCUAUUCUUGGAUCUGGAGAGAUUCUUUUACACUUUUGUUUUUGGUUUUAGUUUCUUGUAGGCAACUGGAGGUAAUGUUGCUGAUGACUCGGUGUACAUUCUCCAUGUUUGUAAUAUAACGAGCGUUUUGGGUAUUGGGUCCCUUCUUUCGUUUGGUUUUAUUACAAAGCAAUGGUUUGUCCAGUGAGAACCCAUUAAGGUAUCUUUCAGUUUCAUGUACUCUUAAAAUUUGAUCUCAGUUUCUUCCGUCCGUGUGUUCUUUUUCUCCGUAUUUUUCCCGGAUUGUUGCUACUUGCUAAAGUUUGAAACUUUUGAGGAAUGCAUGGAGAUCCUAAAAUGGGCAUUUAUGUUUAGGAGGAUAAUUUGUGAGAUUCGAUUUUUGAGCUAAAGGACAAUUCUUGAUACUAUGGGUAUUGGUGGAUGCCAAAUGCUUACAUUUGGAGCUGGAAAUUAGCUGGAACCCAUGAGGAUUUUUUUGUCCCCCUUCUGAUUUGUUGGUAACUUAUGAUUUUGGAAAUGCUGCACUCCAUGUAUAUGGAAAGUGCUUCAUUCUGUCUUGGUUCAAGGAAUUGGUAACAGUGGUAUUUCUCCUCUGAAUUUAACGGUUCUGAAUUUCUCCUCUGAGAGAGAGAGAGAGAGAGAGAGAGAGAGAGAGAGAGUUCAACGUUGGAGUUUGACUCUGAUUAAAGCAAACUCUGGAGAAUCUGGAAACGGUAUUUCUUAAUUAGGUUAGCUGGGAAUUGCUUAGACAUCUUAGAUUGUGGUUGACUGUUGAAAAGCUUCAGAUCAGCUUAUGGAGGUAGAGCUUAAAAAUUUGUGAUUCCUGUUUUUGGAUAAAGGAUAAUGGAAUAUUAGGAAGGAUAACCAUUCAAUAAAAUUGGUUGAGGAAGAGGAGAUGGCAGCAAAACUUUUACAUUCUCUAGCAGAUGAUAAUCCAGAUUUGCAGAAACAAAUAGGAUGCAUGACUGGGAUUUUUCAGCUCUUUGAUCGCCAACAUGUCAUCACUGGUAGGCGUCUCAGCCAGAGGAGGCUUCCUCCAGGUGAUUCCCACUUGAGCAACGGCAGCUCUGACAAGGAAUCUUUUGAUGUUUAUCACCGGGCUACAGCAGCUGAAAUGAAUUUAAACAAGAGUUUGAAUGAGAAGCAAAGAAUUUCUACAGAAUCAUCAAGACCAUCUUUUUCUUCCUCUUGUUCGUCCUCCUUGUCCUCUUUGGAUUGUAACAGAACAGCUCAACCAGAAGCGUCUUCCUUUGACAGAAUCAUUUUCCCUGAAACUCCUUCAAGGGAUGCUGCUCUAACUCAGCAAAGUACCUCUCCACAUUUGGGACGGCAAUCUCUUGAUCUUCGAGAUGUUGUCAAGGAUUCAAUGUAUAGAGAAGCCAAAGGGCUAUCAGUCAGAACUUCAACUAAAGAGGAAGCAGUGGCUUAUGCAGUGAAACAUAAAGACUCCCCCAGACCUUUACAACUCUCAAAAUCCGUGGAUGGAUCUUAUGGAAUUGGAAACAAGGGGAAGCAAAAUUCUGCUGUUGAUCUCAACGAGUCCCUUAGAGUCCUCGCUAAACUUCGAGAAGCUCCAUGGUAUUAUAAUGAAACUAAAGAAAGGCCAAGGUCAUUGCAUGACCUGAAAGAGGAGCCUUCACAUAUAAUUUCAAAAGAUGCUCCUCGGUUUUCUUAUGAUGAGAGGGAAAUGAAUCGUUUCUCUUUUGAAUCCCGAGAUACCAUCAAGUCCAACCUAAGGCUGAAAGAGCUGCCUAGACUUUCACUGGACAGCAGAGAAAUUUCUAUGCGAGGGUCCAACUCUGAUUCAAAAUCAAGUUUCAUUUCAAAAGAUUUACAAAAUGGUGUAAAUCCAAAUGAAAAGGUCUAUAACAUACAACAAUCACUGGGAACUCAGAAACGCCCUCCUAAUGUGGUGGCUAAGUUGAUGGGUUUGGAAGCAUUACCACAUUCUGCAUCCACAAGUUCCAGUCAGUCAGAUUUAAUCAAGAGCUUUCCUGUUGACCAUAAUGAUUCCUUGUCAACAUCAUCAAAAGCAAAUGACCUAAACAGGCAAAUUCGGAUUCCCAAGUCCCCAAGAAGUUCAUCAAAAGAGCCAAUUUCACCAAGGUGGAAAAAUCCUGAUUUGAUCAUGAAACCAAUUUCAAGGUUGCCAAUAGAACCAGCACCAUGGAAGCAACAAGAAGGAAAUCGACCUUCUCAGAGACCUGCAAAAUUUUCAGCUGAGAUACCAAAUCCCUUUCCAACAGUUUACAGCGAGAUUGAAAAAAGACUGAAAGAUCUUCAGUUCAAUCAAUCCGGGAAGGAUCUCAGAGCUCUUAAACAGAUUCUGGAAGCAAUGCAGGCCAAGGGGCUACUGGAGACCAGAAAAGAAGAACAAGGUACAAAUUUUGGAAUUCAAAGGGAGCAUGAACCAAACUGCAAUAGUGCUAGUCAAAGGCCAAGAUUGUUGCGCCAACGCUACCAACAGAACAGCCAUCUUAGUGCUUCCACAACUAGGAGCUCUGGUUCAUUGAGGGGUCACGAGUCCCCUAUUGUGAUCAUGAAACCAACCAAACUGGUUGAAAAAUCUGGCAUUCCUGCUUCAUCAGUAAUUUCAAUAGAUAGCCUUUCUAAUCUUCAUAAAACCCCAAGCAGUGGACAUGCAGAUGUUAAAAGUAGAUCAGUUAAUAGCCGUACAGCUAAAGAUCAAUCUCCUGGAAUCAGUCACCUGGACUCUGCUGCUAAAUCCAUUGACAAGAAAGCCAGUGUGAGGAAUAGAUCCACCCAAUCUUCAACAAGACCUCAACAAUUGUCAAAAGAAAACACCACAAGUUCAAUAAAAAGCUCAGGAUCUGUGAGCCCAAGAUUGCAACCGAAAAAGCUGGAGUUAGAGAAGCGAUCUCGUCCACCUACACCUCCAUCUGAUUCAAACAGACCUAGAAGGCAAUCUAGCAGAAUAUCAACUGAUUCUGGUUCCCCUGGUGGGAAAAACAGACUGAAAGCUCACAAAUUGCCACAGAGUGAUGACCAACUGAGUCAGAUAAGUACCGAAUCAAGUCACCAAGGCGAUGACAUAUCUCUGCAGUCUGACAGCACUGUUAUCUUUGACUCGAAGGCAGAUAUGGAAGUCACCAGCACUGAGAAAUCUACUGAGAUCAAUGGCAGCCACAGUCCAUCUAUGAAGGCCAGAAAUCACUUGGUUCUUGGCGCCGAAAUACCAACUUCAAUGUUGGAAGAAGAUGGAAUAUUGGCAGAAUUUGCAGUUGAUACCCUAGAACAUCCUAGUCCCAUCUCUGUUCUUGACGCUUCAGUGUAUAGAGAUGGCACACCGUCUCCAGUAAAGCAAAUAUCAAAUGUAGCUGAAGGUGAUGGUGCUGAGGAUUCCAAGGAUCAACAGAGUGAGAAUCAGUGGAACCUAGCAGAUAAUUUUGUAUCCAACAGUGUGGGGUCUGGGCUCACAUCAGAGAUCAGUCGCAAGAAAUUACAGAACGUAGAGAGUUUGGUCAAGAAACUUAGACGACUAAACUCCACUCAUGAUGAAGCCAGCACUGAUUAUAUUGCAUCACUCUGUGAGAACACAAAUCCGGACCACAGAUACAUCUCUGAGAUUUUGCUAGCUUCCGGUCUUCUACUCAGAGACCUUGGCUCUGGCAUGGCAGCAUUUCAGCUUCACUCCUCAGGUCACCCCAUUAACCCCGAGUUAUUCUUUGUAUUGGAGCAAACCAAGGGCAGCACUUUGCUUUCAAAAGAAGAGUGCAGCCCUGGAAAGACCUCCCAUUCAAAGCCAAACCCUGAAAGGUUUCACAGAAAGCUCAUAUUUGAUGCUGUUAAUGAGAUGAUUGUUAAGAAGUUAGCAUUAGCGAUGCCCUCUGCUGAGCCAUGGUUGAAAUCUGAUAAGCUGGCAAAGAAGACUCUCAGUGCUCAAAAGCUCCUAAAAGAGUUGUGUUCAGAAAUUGAACAGCUUCAGUCCAAGAAAUCAGGAAGCUGGUUAGAGGAAGAGGAGGAUGGUAUGAAAGGCAUUUUGUGUGAUGAUGUGAUGCAUCGGUCAGAGAUUUGGACAGAUUUUCAUGAUGAGGUUUCUGGUUUGGUGUUAGAUGUUGAGCGGUCGAUCUUUAAGGAUUUAGUUGAUGAAAUUGUGAUGGGUGAGGCAGCUGGUUUGCGCACAAGACCAGCUAGGCGCAGGCUGCUAUCUACAAAAUAGCAUCCAUCUUCUAAUUCUUCAUUUUACCUUUUCUCUUUCUUUCUUACUCUGAUUUACAUAUAUAUCUAUAUUUUUUAUACUAAAGCAAAAUAAGUAAGAACUGGAAUGCUAUGAUGGGUUGGAUUGUAAAGAAAUUAAUUUCUCAGAUUUUGACA